AUGAAUAUUUUCAGACUAACAGGAGAUCUGUCACAUCUUCUAGCUAUCGUGCUGCUGUUGUGGAAAAUAUGGAAAACAAGGUCGUGCGCCGGUAAGUUUUCGUUACGUCGGGCUGAAGCCACCUCAUAACUAACAUGACUGCCUUUUGGACGGUGAAUUUGGCUUUGGUGCUUUGGCAAAAGCUAUUUUAGCAAUUUAGUACAUAUUGUAGCUUCUUAUUACAGUUAUAAGAUGUCUCUUGGUAUUACGGGAUGAAAGGUCUUCAGUCAAUUUCAUACGUGAAUCGAUUUGUGUUUAAAUUUUGUACACGUGUAAUAAAUUUCAUUGGACGAGGGAGAUCAGCUGGAAUCAGGAAUCUUUUACGAAUUGUGGUCGUUAUAACUUGAUAAGUGCCAUUGUAUCAAGAAUAUGUAAGCUUACUUUCAAUUCGAGGCUUAAACCAGCUUCCAAGAGCUAAACUUUGCAGCACAUCUUUUAUUGAAUAUGUCUUUGUGAUGUGAUUUAUCAAGAUCAGAUCAUAUGUCGUCUGCCGUUUAAUACUUAACCUCAAUGAAUUCACCAGAGUGAAACUGUAUUCUUUAUUUUUGAUCGGUUUUUCUCUUGAGUUAUUCUAAAGUUAAAGGUAACUGAAUUUUUCUCCAAUAAUAAAAUCAUAAGUUUACACCAUCGAUAAACGAAACUGAACAACAAUUGCGGGAAAUCUUCAAUAAUAGUCUCGAAUAUUUUAGAAUAUUUGCAAAGUCCCAUUUAGUCUUAUAUUUUAGCGUCUAUUGACUUCAAAUCCUUUUUUCACUUGAAAGAGUUUUGAGAAAGACCAAGCUUCCAAACAAAUGAUCAAAGAAAAAUAGGAAACAGGAAAAAUAAACAUAACAGGAAAAUAGUCUAAACAAUGACUUUUUGCAUUGGUCUUAGGGCCUGUUUUCAUGGAGGUGGGGGACCCCAGGUAGGUGAGGUAACCCGUUUAGGUGGGGUAACCUGCCUGUCCAUAUAAUCUCUCAUUUUUUUUAAAAUUUGAUCAUGUUUACAUGAUACAUUGUAGGUAGGUGACCUGCCACAUGUUACCUCACCAUCUGGGGUCCUUCACAUCUAUGUAAACAGACCCUUAAAUUGUAUUUAAUGAUAAAUGUAGCUUAAUGACCUGCUGUGUAAAUACCUUUUCCCAUCUUCUUCUUGGAUUGUCACCUCUAGGCACCAUCAGUUCUUCGUGAAAGUAGUUACAAAUCAUUCAGUUCUUACAAGUUUCAAGAUUUUCCCACUACAUCCCAGCUUACUUGGUCCAUAUGAUAUGUCAGCAUCUACAAGUAGAGAAAAGGAUCCAAAACCUGAAUGUUUUAAAACAAAUUAAAAAAAAAAUAGAUCAUAGCAUUGAUGAGAUUUUAUUUUCUUCUUUGCAGGCUUAUCUGGCAAGAGUCAAAUUCUUUUUGCCUUGGUAUUUAGCACACGAUACCUUGAUUUGGUUUUGACUUUUAUCUCAGUCUAUAACACUGUGAUGAAAAUCAUCUACUUGGUGUGUGCGUACGGUACAGUCUAUUUGAUGCUAAUUAAGUUCAAGGCUACCUACGAUUCAAAUCAUGAUACUUUCAGGAUUGAGUUCUUGCUCAUACCAGUCGCUGGUCUGGCAUGUUUAGUUAAUCAUGAGUUUUCAGUAUUGGAGGUAAGUUUAUUGGAAAAGGAAUAUUAUUUUAGUUUAGGGGACCAAAUUGAAGCAGACAAACUCAGUACAAAUGCGGUUGCUGGUAAAUAGGGCAAAGAUUCAAAAAAAUUUAUUGUAAGCAAGGCAACGACAACCAAUUCCUGUUUUUGAAAAUACCCUUGGGAUAACUGGUGCCACAGCUGGAACUAAACUUCUGGUUAAGUCCUUCUGCAAAACAGCACCAAAAUCCUUGUUCAAGGCACUCACCUGUGUACUACGAUUUGGGUACCUGCUAUGAUUGGUCUGUUGCAAAAGCCCUUGUUGAUUUGCCAAUCAGGUUGAAAGGAAAUUCAAAAUGCAUUUCCAGUAAUGUGGUGGCCCAGAACAAGGAUAUUGGUGCUGCUUUGCAGACGUUACUAACCAGAGUUUGAUAUGUCAGUGACGCAGGCUACCUUGGGACUGUGAGUUGAACUCCUCAUAGAACAAUAGGUAAGGGUGAGUGUAGUUGCUCUGCAGAAUGCUGGAACCACAUAAAAACCAUGCCUACAUGAGACAGAGAGAUGGAUGGGAAGAAUGCAGCAGUAAAAGUUUGUUAGUGAAGUCAUAGAUCUUGCUACAAGAUGCAUCAUGCACAAUGAAUCUCAGAAACGUGAACCCUGUUCAUCUCAAAACCCUGUUUCAUGUGCUUACCAGUCUGUCCAACAGCACAUAAUUAUGAGCUGUGAUUUUGGAAACCAAAAAAGCCAUGCUUAUCAAUAAUAUCGUUAAGCUGUUAGCAGUACCCUACAACUGUAACUCUAUAAUAGUACAAAUCUGUAAUAAUGUAGGGAUGACAAGUGUGACAUCACAUGACAAGGGUGAUGCAUGCACAAAGUUGCUGUUUUGCUAAUCUAAACCUAUUGCUUUUUUUGCGGAUCUUGUUGCUGUCGCCGUCGUCGUUGCUUACACUCCCCCAUAAUAUUAAGACGCUAGAGGCCACUGGGUGCUGCUAGAGCACAGUUCUAGUUGUAUAUUGCAAGUGUGAGAUUAUUAGACUACUUCAAGGCAUAAGGUGCAAACUAAAAAAAUAACUAAGGUCCUUUAAAGCUCAACUUAACAUAAAAUAAACAGUUAAAUGGUGGAAGCAGAAAAAAAUAUACCAAUAUUUUUUACUAGUUCUGAUAAAGUUGCAGUCUCAGCUACAAUUACCGUGUAGCUAUUUUUAUAACAACAUGAGAUAACCUAAAAAUAUGUCUUAUAAUAAAGCAGUUGUAAAAUGAUAUGUUCUUAGGGUACUGGGUUUUUUAAACAAACACAGUUCAUUAACCUAUUUGAAUCAACUCUUUGACAUUUUAAUUUCACAUUCUUUGUCUGUUUCAGUACCAAUCAGGGCAAAAAUUUCUACACCACACCCCUUACCAAGUCGCAGUCGAGGCAAGUUUUUCACUAGCCUGCGUUGCAGACAUAAUUUAACCCCGGUUAGUAGCGUCUGCGAACUAGCACCAAUAUCCUUGUUCUGGGCCUCCCAACAGACUCAACAAAUUACCGGAAAUGCGUUGUGAAUUCCCCUUCAACCUGAUUGGCAAAUUGACAUUGGGAUUUUUUAACAGGCCAAUCAUAGCGUAUACUCAAUCAGGGUUGUCACUAAGAUUUCAAGUUGCCGGGUAAAUACAACAAGUAGGCGGUGAAUCAAACGGCUAGGGAUUUCUUUUGGUUCUAUUUUUCUUCUAUUUUCCAAUAAAAGUAGCCGGGGAAAAUCCCCGGCCCCCGGCUCUUAAUGACAACCCUGCUCAAUUCCUGGUACACAGGUGAGAGCCCAGAGCAAGGGUUUCGGUGCUGUUUCACAGAUGGACUCAACCAGAAGUUUAGUUCCAUCUGUGGCGCAGGCUAGUUUUUCACUUGUCUUGCCAUGUUAUACAGUACAUAUAUAUUGCUGAAUGAAAAUAUUGGUGACCUGAAAAAUAUAUUCUUGAUUGCUUAUUCAUGUAUCCCUGGUUAUUCAGAAGUUGGAUGGCGUUAUCCACCAAUAAAUCGAUAUCCAGUGGAUAAGUAUUACAAAAACCAAUAAUUAUUGCAUAGUGCUAUCCAGCUUUUGAACAACUGUGCCCAGAUGUUUUCUCUGAGUUUUGACUUAUGAACAUGUUUGGUAUUAGGUUCAUGGUUUUGGUUAAUGCACAGAAACAUUCAAGUACAGGCAGAGGGUUUGAGCAAAACUUUGUGUCAAAAACAAUGUUAUUAGGAUUUAGGAUGUCAAAACUGAGCAAUGUACUGUGUACACAUUAACUUUUUCAACCUUGUUUUUAAAUUCCAACCAGCACUCUCACUAAACGUAGUUAACUGUUAAGUAAUAAAUAAUGUGAACUUAAUAUGACUGCCUUUGUGGUUGCUGGAACUUUAGUAUUAAAAAGGUUUGAUUAACAAUGAUACAUCACAGUUAUGAAAUGAUUAAUGAUCCUGGGUCAGUGAGCUACAGUAUAAACAUGUAUUAAAAACUGAUGAAACAUAUUCUUUGUACCAUUUAAAGUGCAAAGUGUGGGAUAAGACAACAAUCUAAUGUAUUUUCCCAUUUAGUUUGGACUUUCUUACCUCUGGGUAUGGCUGUAUUAGGGUACUUGUUACGGUUGGUUUUGACAACCCUUUGCCAUGGCAACCUAAUCAAAACAAAUGAAAAAAAAGAUACAAUAUAAAUGUUCCUGAUUGUCUUAGAGGGCACUAACACAAUGAACGUGGCUGCUAGUCGUCCACUCUCAUAAUUCUCUUCCCUUUUUUUGUUUGCAUAGAUUUUAUGGACCUUCUCCAUUUACCUGGAGUCAGUAGCAAUCUUGCCGCAGUUGUUUAUGAUCUCCAAGACUGGCGAGGCAGAGACAAUCACCAGCCAUUACCUGUUUGCCCUGGGUGCCUACCGAGCUCUGUACAUCGUUAACUGGAUCUACCGAUACUACUAUGAAGGGUUCUAUGACUUUAUCGCCAUUGUUGCUGGAUGUGUCCAAACAGCUCUUUACUGUGACUUCUUCUACUUGUAUAUCACUAAAGGUAAUGUUGGGUGAUGUUAUUAUGGUUUGGGUUUUGUGCAUGUGAUGUUAAACACCAGGGCAGCAAUGUGGCCCGAGUUCAAAUCCCAGUGUCAACACGUGGCUUGAGUUUGUUAUUGGUCCGGCCACUUGCUCAGAGAUGUUUUUCUCCAGGUACUCCGGUUUUCCCCUCUUCCCAAAACCAACACUUCCAAAUUACAAUUCGAUCUGGAACACUUGUUCUUAAGAACUUCUAAGUGCUUCAUGGGUGAACAAAUAACAAUUUACAAUUUACUGUAAUUAUUACAGUAAAGAACCAUUAGCUCGUCUUAAAUCCUUGAGUCCCUUUGUUGGACAUUUUGACCAACUGUGAGCAGAAGCAUUGUUUAUUACACAUAGGUUUCAUUUUUGACAUGGAUACUAAAUGGUAUUACAUACUGAGCAAUUUCAAAACUGCUCUGUAGUUUGAUAAAGAAGAAAAAGGUGGGAAAUUAAACUGAAAAAAGAAAUACAUUUUUAUGCGUUACAUAAACAGUAGCUCUGGUAGGUAAAUUAAUUUAUUCUUGUUCUUACUACUCAUGAACGGGGCAAAUUUUAGGGAACAACGAAUUUACCUACUACAGAAAAGAGCACCUCUUAAGGUGCACUGUUUCUGCCUCUGGCUAUGGUUGGGCAGACAUGUUUGCCAGAAAUUAAGGCAGACUUAAGGAAACCAUCAUUACUCAGCCGUGAUAAUGACAUCACUGUUUUACUCAGAAGGCUGCCUAGCCAUUUCUUUAGGGUAAUUGAAAAUCUACCCAUUAUUUAUUGCUAUGGUUACGGGUUGCUUACCCUUACCUGUACCCAUAGGUAUUGAAAAUAGUGUAUCUUGAUGUUCUCAUUAUUUUUAAUGCAUCCAGAAUACAAAGGGAAAUUUCACUACCUUGUAUUGUUAAGUUUGGUGUACAGUACUAAAGAUGCUGGCUCACAGAAAUCUUUGUUUUUCAGUUUUGAAAGGAAAGUCACUGAAGUUACCAGCUUAAUUUGACAAGAGGGGAAAAGAAGACUUGCAAUUCUAUUGGACAGAAAAAGUUUGCCAGCAAAUGUAUCUCUAGAAUAAUACUUACAACUUUCAUUGUGCAAAUUGAGUGUCCGAGCUUUUAUCUUCUUUAAUAAGAUUUAUGCCAGUUACAUUAAAGUUCUUGGAAUGUACUUUCAAAAUAUUUAACUUGAGGUAAUAUAUGCAUUAUUUUGGUAGCUUUUCUAUGAAUUAUAGGCCCGUGUGGUCUAUACUUCUUGCUUCAGACCAUUUUAGCAAGAAAUCUGUGAACACUAGGAUAGCUCUGGAUUAUGUAUUUGUCCUGUCUUAUCCCUUUCAAUCAAAGUUGAAGGGGUAGGUGGAAAACGUUCUUGUCUUUAUCAGUGACUUUUGAUGGUAAGUUAAAAUCUCUCAUUCUUUCACAAGCAUACAUAGGGCAACUUGAGUAGAGGAUC
Molecule: messenger RNA, 6096 nt
Organism: Porites lobata
Lineage: Eukaryota; Metazoa; Cnidaria; Anthozoa; Scleractinia; Poritidae
Source: the annotation of a GenBank genome assembly